Mycena citricolor is the source of this 1556-nucleotide messenger RNA. The record is from the annotation of a GenBank genome assembly. Lineage: Eukaryota; Fungi; Basidiomycota; Agaricomycetes; Agaricales; Mycenaceae.
AGCCUCAGGUCGCCGAGACUUACCCAACGUUCGCACGUGAUCUCGAAUUAGACACGUAGCCGAGACAUGAACGUCAGAAAGGCACCGCGCUGCACUGGAGUCAUGCAGCAAGCUCUUACUCGAUGUUCCGAGCCUCGCAAGGACCGCCCGUCGCAAAUUCGAAGUGGAAUAGAUCAAGCGGCCCUGCACACGAGUGAUGCUUUUCGAACCCACGAGUACACACUCGGCUCACCUGUCCAUGUCACCGAAUGGCGCGUCCUCGGGUAUUUGUGUGCAUCGGCCGAGGGUUUGUCAUCGCUUACGGAAGCGGACGUCGGUUGAUGUGUGUAAAACGGAAGAAAACGGACCUACGAGGCAUUGCACGACUAGGACCCCAGUCGCAAACGGACAUGACGACGGAGUUAUCAUUCAGCAGUACCGCCAGCGAGGCCGCGGCCGCGUUCACGGCGGAGAUCAGAGGCAAGAACGUACUCAUCACCGGAACCUCAAUCGAUGGAAUCGGAUUCGAGGCCGCGAAGGCGAUUGCGCCGUAUGCAAAUCUCGUCAUCAUCACUGGCUACGAUGCGGAGCGUCUGAGUCUCUCCGAAGCGGCGAUCAAGCAGCAUGUGCCGGAGGCAAAUGUGCGCAAGCUAACCCUCGACCUCUCUUCCCUGUCUGCCGUGCGGACUGCCGCGGCGGAGGUGAACGCCUACUCCGAGCCGAUCCAUGUGCUGGUCAAUAACGCUGCCGCGGCGAUCGCGCCGUUCAAGCUCACUGUAGACGGAUUCGAGAACCAGAUCGCGACUGCACACCUGGGCCCGUUCCUGUUCACCAAGCUCCUAUUUCCCAAGCUGCUGCAAUCUGCAAGUGCAACGUUCACUCCGCGCGUGGUGAUGGUCGCGAGCAACGCGCACUUGUUUGGGAAGGGGGUUGACUUCGAGCACGGACUGAAAAGGAAUCCAGAUGAAUCUAAGCAUAACGUGGGCCUGGCAUACUUCCAGGCCAAGUCGGCGAACAUCAUGUUUGCGAGGGAACUUGCGAUCCGGGGCGAAGGCAAGGUGUUGGCAUUCAGUCUGCAUCCCGGAGUCAUCAUGACAAACAUCAACAAGAAAGACGUGACCGCUCCCAUACUCCAGGCCGUGAAGAUCCUCGAUGCUGAAGGGAAGCCAAACACGAAGGAUUUUAACUGGAAGACGAUACCCCAGGGCGCCGCGACGACUGUCACUGCUGCGUUUGACCCGAGUCUCAAAGACAAGUCUGGGGCGUACCUCAACGAUUGCAAGGUGACCGCCACAAUUACAAACACUGAGAAACUGGCGCCACACACCUCGAGCUUGGAUAAUUCUAAGAAGUUGUGGGAAAUCACGGAAGAGUUGAUCGGGGAAAAGUUUGAAACUUAGAUGGUGAUACGAGCUGCAACUUUUAGUGAUAGAUCGCAAGUGAUCAUCGAUGUGAUCGGCUGAGAAACUAGAACAAGAACACGUUCUAUACAGGACAACUGUAUAGCUUCUGGGUGUAUGAUACUCCGUGUCGCCGUCCUAGAUAAACCAGAGAAUUUGAACGACGAGACUCCGUUU